AAAAAAGGUCCAGUGAUGGGAGAUGAUGUCCUUUAGGGGAGAGUUGUUUUUGGGAAGCAGAAACAACAGCAGAAGUACGGCUCUAAUGUGAGAGUGCGUCCAGGUAACUCCAAGGCUGAUGGUAAUCAAGGCUAAACCGGAACUUUUUGAUUGACAAAAACACCCACGAUGCAGAGAACAAGGUGUUAAGUGCAAGCGAGUCCACAAGAUUGAUCUCUCUGGGAUAUUUCACCAGUUGAGAGAAUAAAGAAAGAAAUCCAGAUGACAGUUAUUGCCCACAGUAGUUGUGUGAAAGGCUGGGGUCAAGUAAGUCUCCUCAGGCUAGGUAUCCGAACGGCAACGACAGGACCGGAGAGUCGAGAUGACGGAUGGGGAGAAUGAGUUGUUCGAAGAGAGAAGGGUUUCAGGUGAGGAGGGGAUAAGGGGGCCGAUCCUAAGUGGGGGCACUCCGUCGCUGAUGAUGACUCUCUUUUUUCUCUUUCCAAGCACUCCUCUGGCGGGAGAUGCCAGGGGUGGACUUGAACUAGGGAAAGGGGAAAAAGGAAAAAAAGGAAAAGAGCAAGAAAAGAGAGGGAGCGAAGGUAGAAAAAAGGACGGACAGGCGCACGGGGAGAUAAGAAGGCGAAAGUGGAGGGUGGGGAGGGAAAAGAAAAGACGGUUGUGGGUUUGUUUGUGCUGGGAUUGGACUGGAUGCAAAAUGGACCAUUUGGGCUGUUGGGCCGGUUUUGGGCUGCUGCUGGCCUUUCUGUCUGGUGCCACGAUUGACUCCACUCUUCCCUUCAGCAGAACAUUCGAAGCGGUUGAAGGACCGGCUUGGACGAAUAGGGCUUGGAAAUCUGAAUGAUUUUCCUGUCCCUCGCCGUGUGCUUAUUCGUUUGUUGGGGGAGAAGAGAAGGGGGGGGAAGGAAAAAUUAAAUUUUAUUCAAAAAUUAAAAAUACAAAAUCCAGAUUAAAAUAGGUUCAAAUGGACGAGUUUCUCUGGAGUAAAGUUUUAUUGCUAUCUUUUUUAUUAAGUAUUAUU
This is a messenger RNA of Aspergillus pseudotamarii, 1021 nucleotides long. RefSeq lists its product as uncharacterized. Lineage: Eukaryota; Fungi; Ascomycota; Eurotiomycetes; Eurotiales; Aspergillaceae. The record is from RefSeq and is a predicted model, not a curated record. Bases 362 to 844 code for a protein of 160 amino acids. The transcript is spliced from 3 exons.